Molecule: messenger RNA, 1435 nt
Organism: Dioscorea cayenensis subsp. rotundata (Guinea yam)
Lineage: Eukaryota; Viridiplantae; Streptophyta; Magnoliopsida; Dioscoreales; Dioscoreaceae
Product: polygalacturonase inhibitor-like
Exons: 1
Coding region: 107-1126 (339 amino acids)
Molecular function (GO): protein binding
Source: RefSeq, a predicted model, not a curated record
AUUAAAUAUUAAUCAAACCAAUUGAUGAUCUGUUGGUCAAUGUGUUCAAAAUCAGACAACUAGAAAGCGAUCAGAAGAUUCAACUCUAUCUACAAAGCAUGCAAACAUGUCUAUAAAAAUGAUCAUGACACCAAACUCUCUCUUUCACAAAACAAUGUCUCCUCUUCUUGCAUUGCUUGCAAUCUCUGUUUCUCUAAUCCCUGCUAGUUUUGCUCUCUGCAAUGAACAUGAUAAGCAAACAUUGUUGAUAAUCAGGGACUCCUUUGGGAGCUCAAAUCCUCCAUGGCACAGUGACAUUGCUUGCUGUGACUGGCCCGGCAUUGACUGUGAUGCCGACGGUCAUGUUACCGGCAUGGCUAUCCUCGAGAACCCGCUUGUUGGCCCCAUUCCUUCGGCUAUCGGUGAUCUUCAUUAUCUCCAAGUUGUUCGCCUUCAUAAACUGCCGAACCUUUAUGGUACUAUACCUCCAGAGAUCACAAAGCUUUCUAAACUUCGGUUUCUGACCAUCAGCUGGACCGGGAUAUAUGGCUCCGUCCCGGCUUUCCUUGCUAAACUUACUGCUCUUGAGCAGCUUGAUCUCUCAUUCAAUAAGCUUUCCGGCUUCAUCCCGUCCUCCCUCGGGGACUUACCGAAACUCUACUCGAUUGAUAUUAGCCGGAACAACCUCACUGGAACCAUUCCUGCCUCUCUUUUCCACAAGGUCCCUAAUUCAUACCUCCUGCUCUCUCACAAUAAUCUCACUGGUCCUAUUCCGAGAUCUUUCCAAGAAGUUGACUUCACAAGGGUUGACCUUUCGAGGAACAAGUUGACUGGAGACGCGUCAGUAUUGUUCGGACGGUCAAAGUCCACACAGAGCAUUGACUUGUCAAGGAACAAACUGACGUUUGAUCUAAGCAAUGUGAAAUUCCCUGAGGCUGAGUUGAUUUCAUUGGAAUUAAACCAUAACAUGAUUUAUGGAAGCAUACCGAAGCAGAUAACCAAAGUGCCAAACUUGCAGGGCUUCAAUGUGAGCUACAACAGGCUCUGCGGCGAGAUCCCCAGAGGAGGGAAACUGGGACAAUUUGACAAGUACUCUUUCUUCCAUAACAAGUGUCUCUGUGGGCCUCCUCUUGCGCCAUGUGCCUGAGUUAUCUAUCCAUGGCAACAAGAUGCAUAAAUACCAAGCUUGCAUUGUCUUUCUUUUCGUUCUUCUCUUCUUUUCUGAAUGAUUUGUGGUCAUAAACGAUGAAUAAAGCUCAGAAGUUCAGUUAUGUUUUCUACUAUAUGCAUAAAAACAUAAUUAAGUGUCAUCUGCCUGAAUUAACACAUACAAGAUCAUUAGUUGCUUCAUCUGAUGAAAUUUUGUAGAUUAAUGUCAGCAAAUGCAGUAAUGAAUUUAAGGCUUGAGGAAAGCAAAUAAGAGUGUGCCAAAGUACCUAUACAUGAAGUCUAUUGU